CUUACUCCUCUGCACAUGGCAGCUUUUGGUGGAAAUGUGCAAGUAGUAGAAAUGCUUCUGCGUUCACACUCAAUCGGCACCAUCAAUUUAAGAAGCAUUAAGGACUUUACUCCCCUUCAUGAAGCUGUUCGUGGUAGAAGUAUUGAAACUGUUAAGCUUCUGAUAGAAAAGGGAGCUGACACAAACCUGCAAGACCAGGAGGGUAAUACACCUUUGCACUUGGCUUCCUACUUGAGACCACCUUCUUUGUCUUCUGCCAUAUGCCAAGCUCUUCUAAAAGGAGGUUCAGAUCCAAGCAUCAAAAAUUUGGCAGAAGAGAAUUUUAUCCUUGCUGUGUUGAGAGGGGCAGCAAUGGAGGGAUGCAAGGAUUCAGAACUUCUCAUUUCACUUGCUCUCAAGCAUCACCCUGACCUGUUGAGUCGAAACUCUAUUGGUCUCAGUGUCUAUGAUGAAGCAAGAAAAAUAUCAGCUCCAAUGAAUAUUAUCAGAUUGAUCAAGAAAAAGACCCAGGAACAGCAAAAUGUAUUUCUAAACCAGCAAAACCAGAAGCGAUCUAAACAUGUCACAUUACAACACAACUCCUGGCCAGAUGAAUCUUCUAAUAAGAUUCCCAUUAUGGAUGUCGGCAGCUGGAAGCCUGGUAAAAAGGUUAGGUUCUUCAUAUGUGGACAAACUGGAGUAGGAAAAACUACCUUUGCCAACGCACUGAAAGAGACAGGGCCUCUAGCCAUAUUACAAUAUUACCUUAAUGGUCCAAAAAUCCCUUCUUCCACCAAAGGGGUGGUAUGUUCACAAACUGGAUUUGAAGGAGCAUCUUUGGUGAUCUGGGAUUUUGCAGGGCAAAUGGAGUACUGUUUCACCCACUCUCUACUGCUCAGCACUAGUGGGCCCAAUACAUUAUACUGUGUGAUGUUUUCUUUAGAAGGAGUUGAGAGUGACUGGUAUGGAGGGCAGAGAAUUGCUCUAGAACAGUUGAUGUUUUGGCUCCGAUUUCUCAGUAUGACUCACAGUUCUCAGUCCAAGCCAUAUGUUAUCUUGAUAGGAAGUCACGUCGAUACUCUGCCACAUGAGAACAGUACAUUAAUUGCUAAACAAUUUUAUGAAAAUGUGAUGAAGAGGGAGUCUGAAUUAUUCAGCUGCUUUCAGGUGCAGUUUUUCUCCCUAAACUGCAGAAACAUGAGUGAUGUGAAUUCCAUCAGAGAACCUCUUUCAAAGACAAUUUCACAGGUCUUGCAGAACUCAACAGAAGAAGCUGUUCCAGAGAUUUGUCAGCUGAUAAUGGAGUGGGUCUCUUAUUUGCGCUCAAAGAAGGUGCGCUUUCAGCACUGGAAAGAGUUUGCUGAAGGGGUUCAACAGGUGUUGUCAAAUCCAGUCUGCCCAAGCACUCUUCUAACAGCUGUAGAAUAUCUGCAUAACAUAUCUGAGCUAUUAUACCUGCCUCAAUACUUUUUACAAGGAAAACACUCAGCCACAAAGCCUUGCAAAAAUAUCACCACUAAACUGCAUCUUGAUGCCACCUCCAGUCCUAGAAAUCUUGCUUCUGAUUUAAUUAUCUUCGAUUUGAACUGGUUGCUACAAGACAUCUUUGGCAUAUUUGGCAACUUUGCACUUAGUCCAGCAUCUGGAACAAAUAAAGAACGAUGGAGUUUAAAAGAAAUUGCUGCUGCCUUGAACUUGACAAAUGGUGAAGUAGACCUGAAAGAUGUACUGGAGUUACUGGAAGCAUUUCAGCUUGUUUUUAAAACACAAGAAGAGGAAUUUGUGGUGCCUGGCUGGCUGAAAAAAAGAGGACCAGAAAGAUUUGGGGGAUGUGAAAAUAUGCAAGGUAUUGGAUAUCGCUGGAUCAACGGCAGAGGACUGUUCAGCCAUUUUUUAGUUGGUCGAUUUCAGAUCCAGCUUUUGCACAUGUUUGGUACAGACAGAUGCCAGCUUUGGAAGGAAGGAGCACUUGUAGUUACAAAGGCUCAGUUGAGGGUUGAGGUGUCAGAAGACAGGAGAAAUUUAUAUUUGAUUGGGGGUUGGAGAUUGAAGGAAGCAGAGGGAGACUGUUACCACCUUUUGGAGAAGGUAGGAAAGGAAGUUGAAAUCCUUCUUAGGAAUGAGCAUGAGCAGCACUAUGAGAAACUUCAUCUUUGUCCCACAGAGCUGCGCAAUCUGACCAUCACUUCUGAAGUAGCUACGUUUGUAGGCUCUGUUCGGUCAGCAGGCAUAGUAGAAGAACUUAGUGGAUUUAGUUUUAAGCAGAUUUUGGAAGCCGAAAAAAAGAAUGCAUCUCUUUGUGGUAAGUGGAAUAUACAUCCAUGGGAGUUAUUGUUCCCACAGCAUGACCCAAGAAUGCUGUCCAGCCUUGGAAUGGAUUGUAGCACACGUUGGCUUGAAGGCACUACACUAUUAACACUUUGCAAUUUGCUCGAUACCAAAAGUCCUGUAGAACUAAAUUGGAAACUGCUGGGAGAAUUGAUUGGGAAAGCAUCCAACAGUACAGUGACAGAGAUUGAGGAUGAGGCAAGGAACAGAGGACUAUCCGCUACCAAACUUUUAUUAGAUAAGUAUCCUGUAUCACUAUAUCGGCUAAGGGAAUGCUUAAAUGAGAUGGGCAGGGAAGAUUGUAUAGGCACAAUUGAUAACAUGAUGGUACAACUGAAUCGUAAAGUUGAAAAUCAUUGAAUAUUAGUAGUUUUGAGUCCGUACCGAACUUUGCGAGUGGGUACCCGAACCCGAACUUUGCCGGAAAAGUUUGGGUUCGAGUUCGGUGUUCGGGCAUUUAAUAAAGCUUUUGAAAGGCUGCAUGGCAGCCAA
Bufo gargarizans (Asiatic toad) is the source of this 2799-nucleotide messenger RNA. RefSeq lists its product as uncharacterized. The transcript has 13 exons. Gene Ontology annotation, molecular function: protein binding. NCBI's taxonomy places the organism in Eukaryota, Metazoa, Chordata, Amphibia, Anura, Bufonidae. The coding region runs from base 16 to 2667 and encodes 883 amino acids. The record is from RefSeq and is a predicted model, not a curated record.